This is a messenger RNA of Gaeumannomyces tritici R3-111a-1, 1321 nucleotides long. RefSeq lists its product as hypothetical. Lineage: Eukaryota; Fungi; Ascomycota; Sordariomycetes; Magnaporthales; Magnaporthaceae. The transcript has 2 exons. The record is from RefSeq and is a predicted model, not a curated record. The coding region runs from base 572 to 1162 and encodes 196 amino acids.
CUGGGGAGCCGGGGCAGUAGUGCCGCAGUUUGUGUGCCUAGCCAUCGGAGCCCAAGUACUCCGCCCGCAUUCGCCAAACCCUGCCUCAUCUGCACAAGGCGACCAAAGAAAUGCUCAAGUCAGGCCCAGGGCUAGUAUUCGGCAUUUCUUGACGUAUAUCAAGCAUUGCUUCCAGGCGGCGCAGUCAGCUGGCCUGUAUAUGCAAGGGCCCUGCCGCAGGGACCUUGCUCCUUCGAUCCACCCGAACCGAUCAUCUCUGCGCAAGGCCACCAGCGGACAGGAACAUCCACAUCCACCACCCCGCCAAGGCCACCAACGAUCAUCGAGAGCCGUGGCUCACCGCGGUGGUAGUGGCGCCAUCCCCGGCCUUCGAUAUAAUGUAAUCUGCCUCCCGAGCAUCGUCAGUCGGGGACAAUGGGUAUAAAAAGGGGGCGCUCUGUCUCUCAUAUUGAGGCAGACAACAAGACUCCAGGUCCUCCAGCCCACGCAGCCAGCUCGCCCAGCCCCGCUUAGAAUCCCCCAAGAAGGCCAGCAGGAUUAGUUCCUUAGCAAAACGCCACUCGACAUCAAAAUGCGCCCCUUCUCUGCUCUCUACGCUGCGGCUCUCGCCGCGACCACCGCCAACGCCCUCCCCGAGGUCAGGCCCGUCCAGCUGGGUUCUGAGUGCCACAACUACCCAGCCUUCAACGCCGACACUGGCGAGGCCGGGCCGUGGGUGCUCUGGGCCGCAGACAACGAUGGGCCGGUCGCCAGCGGUGCGGGCUCGGACGUGUCGCGCGUGUCGGAUGGCGCGUCAGCCAGGUUCCAAAUUAGCAUCUCGGUUGAGCCCACGUCGGCCAAGCUUGCGCUCAAGUGCUCGAACGGCACGCUGCUGGCGUAUUAUCAGGAGUGGACGCCCGUGACACGGGGCUCUGACGACAAGGCAUUCCUGUUGGCUAAUAAUCGCCAGGGUGGCACGGCGAUGCAGGCGCACGCCCACUUCCUCGCCGACGGCACGCAGCAGGAGGGCGUGUUUCUCGGCUCCGGGGGCAAGACGACCUGGGCUUACAAGUAUCAGAUCGGCCAGCGGGGGAGGAAGGAGUUCCGCAUCAGGCUUCUGGUCAGCUCGGACAGCUUGGAGGAGGGCGAGUUCAAGGGCUUCAUCCGUUUUUUCACCAGGUAAUCGGCUGGGAUAAGCCAUGGUUUGGCUCCGAGAUGCGGUUGCUAGAUGUGUUGGUUGUUGGUAUUAUUGUAACUUGAGCAAAUACGACAUCGAUAUCCGUCAACUUGUGCUGCUGUACAGUCCCUGGGACUAAGCCAGCCUCGACCCUCUUUAUGCAGA